CAAUUUGUCUCUUUGUUUCCAGGCGGUGUCAAGGCUGAUUUUAACAUCUUUUUCCAUCCACUCACCGUUUCGGCUGCAACUGACGGAGCCGCUUCAUCUUACCAACUCCGACAUUGUUUCGGUUACCGUCAGCCCGAAGGAACCAGGUACCUGGCAGCGAAUCUGUGGCAGCCCGAAGACCCAUUGAAGAUGUUGCUCACCAUCAUGCAUGUCCUGAUCCUGUGGACCAUCUUUCCAGCUACGAGUCCCUGGAUCGUCCCCCAGCCCAAGAAAAACGUAUGGAGAACUCUUGCUGACGCCCUCGGCCAAGACCAUCUGUGCCUUACCACGACCUCGGCAGCCGACCCUCUCUCCACUUGCCUUGUGGGGAUCCCGGUUUCUCUAGCUGGCCUCCCUGAACCCCUAUAUACAUCCCUCACCUCUUUCGAUAAUAAAAUUCAACGUACCCGUGGUUCUUCCCCAAAUGCCAGCUGGAGAAGGUUCUUGACAGAGUUAAACAUCAGUAAGUCAGAACCUCAGGAAUUUAAGUUGUUAGGCUCCUCCGCGGCCGAUUUAUGUUUUCAGUUUUUGCCAUUCCCUGAACCCGGUGCGGAAAAGUCCGCUUAUCAUCCUGGACUUGAAUACAAAGCAGAAAAUUGGUGCAAUUCAGUUGUUGAAAUUUCUAUGUCCAUCACCCCUUGGAGACAACCCCGCUCCAUCCCAAAAGGAUUUUUCAUGAUUUGCGGAGACAGAGCCUGGGCUGGCAUCCCCUCUUCUUUUGUAGGAGGUCCAUGUACAUUCGGCAGGAUGUCGCUGUUUAGCCCCAACAAAACUCAAAUUUCUAAUUGGCAAAGAAUGAAAGUCGCAAACAAUUCGGUAAGAGUCCCUCGGGACCUAAAAGAAUUAGAUUCCACCUGCGACUCCGAAAUUAUCCAUUGGUCGCAACCUGAAAGUGUGGCAUGGACCAUCUUUUUGCCUUGGGUUUCCAUUGCCAAAUCUCUAGGUGAAUUGGCCCACCUAGAGUGUUGGGUCGCAAAACAAGCAAAUUUUACAUCCUCAGCCUUAAGUGAACUCCUACAAGAUGAAGAAAUCACAAGGCAAGCAACCUUGCAGAAUCGUGCAGCAAUUGAUUACCUAUUACUGCUGCAUGACCACCACUGCGAGGAGUUUGAGGGACUGUGCUGCCUGAAUUUGUCAUCACGUGCUGAAAAUGUCAGGACCUCCAUCAAGAACAUUCAAGACAUGGUCCACAAAGUUAAACAGAAGACGGUUGAUUGGCUGGGGGACCUUUUUGAAGGAUGGGGUCUAUCGGGCUGGGCAGCUUCUGUUUUAAAGAGUGUUUUAUUAAUAUUGUUUGUAAUUUUAAUAGUCAUUAUUUCAGUUUCAUUAGUUUGGACCAUCUUAAAGAGACUUUUAAUCAAGCUAACCUCCACUGCCUCCGUCAACCGAGUCGCCUUCGUAGAAGAAGAAAAUCAUCAAAACAUCAACGAUUAUGAAGAUAUGCAAGUUUCCGCGGACCCUCAAGAGUUAAUUAAAUCAGACUCCUCGUCGGAGGACAGCGUUUAAUUUCCUACAUCCCCCUCCUCCCUCUUUUGAUUUUUUAAACAAAAAAGGGGGAGAUGUAGUGGUCUGCUAAUUUUUCAAAAUUUUGUAUUAUGUUAAGUUGUAUAUUGGUUAUCAUAGUUCUGUAGGUUAUGCUCCGGUCCUCUCUCUCUCCCUCUCCAGGGGCCCUUGAUCGCCCUGUCUGUCUCCCUGUUCUCCUCCCCUUUCCCCUCCCAGUUCUUUAAUGUUACAAUGUUUACCCUGCCCUGAGCCCUUGUCCGUCACAGGGAACCACCCCUUUCUUUCCAGAAGCUUCUGGGAAAAUAGUUCUGUGAUUGGUUCAAGGGCCAGGGCCACUCCCUAGGAAUGCCCCCAUUGGAUUCCCACAGUUGUUAGUCAUAUUUCCCCUCCCCAGUUCUCGCUUCUAAUUGGUUGUCCGGCUCUGUAUUUAAUCCCUUGUCAGGCGCGAGGUUAGUCGAGUCCUCGACAGACACCCCACCCUGCAUUAAACCUCCCUUGUUUGA
Messenger RNA from Passer domesticus (house sparrow), 2045 nucleotides. RefSeq lists its product as uncharacterized. The record is from RefSeq and is a predicted model, not a curated record. The transcript has 2 exons. Bases 190 to 1545 code for a protein of 451 amino acids. Lineage: Eukaryota; Metazoa; Chordata; Aves; Passeriformes; Passeridae.